This is a messenger RNA of Colletotrichum lupini, 843 nucleotides long. RefSeq lists its product as uncharacterized. Gene Ontology annotation, molecular function: peptidase activity. Lineage: Eukaryota; Fungi; Ascomycota; Sordariomycetes; Glomerellales; Glomerellaceae. The transcript is spliced from 5 exons. Bases 1 to 843 code for a protein of 280 amino acids. Gene Ontology annotation, biological process: proteolysis. The record is from RefSeq and is a predicted model, not a curated record.
AUGGUUGACUUUGUGAACAUCAAUGGCGCCCGCCUGGCAUAUCGCAUAGCCGGGCCUAACAAUGCACCGCUCAUGAUCACGCUGCAUGGCGGUCGCGGAAUGGGUGAUCAUAAAUCCGACUUCAAAGUCUAUGGCCAGUUAAGCGAUAAGAUUCGAGUUCUGUCCUUCGAUUACCGUGGCCAUGGCCAAAGUUCGUUGACUAAGCCUUACACCUUUGGGCAAAUCGUCGAUGACAUCGAAGCGGUAAGACAGCAUUUCAUUGGAGAUGAUCAGGCCAUCAUCUGCGGCGGUAGUUUCGGCGGUUUCCUCGCACAGCACUAUGCCAUCAAGUACGCCCCGAAAGUAUCGCAUCUGAUUCUCAGAGGGACUGCACCAUCUCAUCACCACGAGGCCGGCGCCGUCAAAACUCUGGAGGCGAGGAUCCACAAAGUUCCUAGCUUCUCUGUCGACAUGUUGAAGAACAAAGUCUUUGGUGCAUAUGAGAGCGACCGCGAGUUUCAGUUGAUUUACUUCGCCAUGAUGCCGCUGUACAGGGAAACUUUCGACCCCGAUGCAGCGUUGAAGAGCAACCUCGAUGGUGUUUACGUCGCCGAGUCUCACAAUGAUCUAUACUCCGAGAAAGAGAAAUACUUUGAUUACACUGAACAACUCUCUGAAAUUACAGCGAAGACUCUGGUAGUCGUGGGCGACAAGGAUUGGAUAUGUCCUCCUGAAAACUCCAAGUUGAUUGCUGAAAGAAUCCCCGGGGCUAGACUUUUGUUGGUUGAGGGCGCUAAUCAUGGUGUUCAUGCCGAAAAGCCAGAAGUGGUCCUGGGAGAGAUUCGCAAGCACUUGGACAUCUAG